This is a messenger RNA of Ipomoea triloba (trilobed morning glory), 2434 nucleotides long. Its product is annotated as cysteine--tRNA ligase 2, cytoplasmic-like. The transcript is spliced from 10 exons. Bases 275 to 1963 code for a protein of 562 amino acids. The record is from RefSeq and is a predicted model, not a curated record. Gene Ontology annotation, molecular function: cysteine-tRNA ligase activity; ATP binding. Gene Ontology annotation, cellular component: cytoplasm. Gene Ontology annotation, biological process: cysteinyl-tRNA aminoacylation. NCBI's taxonomy places the organism in Eukaryota, Viridiplantae, Streptophyta, Magnoliopsida, Solanales, Convolvulaceae.
AUAUUCCCCAACCCAAACCCUAACCCAGUCCCCUUAAUCCCUUUUCCACACACCAAGUUCUCGGCUUCUGCUUCUUCCGUUCUUCCACUUCUCCGUCCUCCCAUGAUUCCACUCCACAGGGCACAGACCACGAUUCCUCUGUUCUCGGCUUCUGCUUCUCCGUCCUCCGACGCGGCGAGGCGCCGAGGCCAACGCCCUCGCUCCCGUCUCCUCUCACUCACGCUCUCCGUUUCCAGCCGACGCCCUCGCCCCUCAGGCCUCAGCCAGUCAGAAAAUGGGGAAGAAACGAUUGCAACUGUUCCUGUACAAUAGCAUGACAAAGCAUAAGGAAGUUUUCAAGCCGAAAGAGGAUGGUAAGGUCGGAAUGUAUAUAUGUGGCGUCACUAGCUAUGAUUUCAGCCACAUUGGCCACGCUCGAGCCUAUGUAGCUUUCGAUAUUCUCUACAGAUAUCUAAGAUACUUGGGAUAUGAGGUGGUUUAUGUACGUAAUUUUACGGAUGUGGAUGACAAGAUAAUUAAAAGAGCAAAUGAACUUGGGGAGGAUCCAGUAGCACUGAGUGGUCGAUUUUGCCAAGAGUUUCUUAAUGACAUGGUUGAUCUCCAUUGCCUCAUGCCCACCCAUCAGCCACGUGUUACAGAUCAUAUGGAUCAAAUAAAGGAAAUGAUAGCACAAAUAAUGAACAAUGGUUGUGCUUACACAGUUGAUGGGGAUGUGUAUUUCUCCGUUGAUAAAUUUCCAGAGUAUGGUAAGUUAUCUGGACGGAAAUUAGAAGAUAACCGAGCUGGUGAGCGAGUUGCUGUUGAUUCUAGAAAGAGAAAUCCGGCUGACUUUGCCUUGUGGAAGGCUGCAAAGCCUGGCGAGCCAAGUUGGGAAAGUCCAUGGGGUCUUGGAAGGCCAGGGUGGCAUAUAGAGUGCAGUGCUAUGAGUGCUCAUUAUUUGACUCACUCGUUUGAUAUUCACGGUGGUGGUAUGGAUUUGAUUUUUCCUCAUCAUGAAAAUGAGAUUGCCCAAAGCUGUGCUGCUUGCUCUGAGAGUAAAGUGAACUAUUGGGUACACAAUGGAUUUGUCACUGCAAAUGAUGAGAAAAUGUCAAAAUCACUUGGAAACUUCUUCACCAUUCGUGAGGUUACCAAGCUCUACCAUCCCUUUGCAUUGAGAUAUUUCUUGUUGGGGACACACUACCGUUCUCCGGUCAAUUAUUCAAUAUCACAGAUAGAAAUUGCAUCAGAAUCUCUGUUCUAUAUAUAUCAGACAUUACAAGAUUGUAAAGAAGGCGUUUCAAAGUUACAAGAUGGUAUUGAAAUGAAAGGAGGUCGUGUAAGCGCUGCUGCUCAAGAAUGCAUCAAGAAGCUGCAUAAUGAGUUGGAGUCAAAACUUUCUGAUGAUUUACACACUCCAUCAAUAUUAAAUGGUGCCCUUCAAGAAGCCUUGAGAUUCAUGAAUAGCUCUUUGAACACACUGAAGAAGCAGAAAAAGCAACAACUUGUAUCUGGUAUCACCUCCAUUACUGAGUUGGAGAAAGAAGUGAAGGCAGUGUUGGAUGUUCUUGGAUUGCUCCCCGAUUUAACUUACUCUGAGGUUUUGCAGCAAUUGAAAGAUAAAGCAUUGAUAAGAGCGGAGUUGACUGAAGAAGAUAUUCUGAAGUCAAUUGCCGAACGAGUAAAAGCAAGGGAAGAAAAAGAUUAUGCUAAAAGCGAUCAGAUUAGGAGUGAUUUGGCUGUUAAGGGGAUUGCUUUAAUGGAUGUUGGGAAUGAAACAAUCUGGAGGCCCUGUGUACCAACCCAACAAGAAAGCAACGAGCAAGCUCAACAAAAACUUCCUGCUGCACCACCACAAAAAGAAGAGUCUGCUACUCCACCUCAGCAAGAAAAACCAGCUGUGCCACAUCAACAAGAUCAGCAAACUGUCACCACCAGUGUGCCACCUCAGAAAGAUACAAUUGUGUCACGUCAGUUGAGAUGAGAAAACUGUCACCACUAGUGUGCCACCUCAACAAGUGGUAAGAGUGCUCUACUUACAGCCGAGAGGUUGGAGGUUCGAUCUUCAAAUCCUUGAGUUUGAGCCGGUCAGCUGCUCUACUUACAGCCGAGAGGUUGGAGGUUCGAUCCUCAAACCCUUGGGUUUGAGCCGGUCAGCUAUGGGUAACCUAGGUUAGUUUACCUCCUUGUGGUCCUUUGCCGGCUAGGGUCACAAGGCAAGAUUAGGCUACCAGCAUCUGACAAAAUAGCAAGCAAUUUCUGGACAUCAUCUUUUUGUAUGGUUUGAUGCUCUCAACUUUCUGAACAAAUGGUUUCAUAGAAUAGAUGAUCACAUAAGCUAUAUAUUGUAUCAUUUGUACUAAAAAAAUUGUACCAUUUUGAUAUGAGCUGUUGCCUCAUUGUUGAGGCAGUAAAUUAUCACUAAAUUAAAGAACACAGUUCAACAUUUUUAUUG